This is a messenger RNA of Colletotrichum higginsianum IMI 349063, 2244 nucleotides long. RefSeq names its product C6 zinc finger protein. Bases 1 to 2244 code for a protein of 747 amino acids. The transcript has 4 exons. Gene Ontology annotation, biological process: regulation of DNA-templated transcription. The record is from RefSeq and is a predicted model, not a curated record. Lineage: Eukaryota; Fungi; Ascomycota; Sordariomycetes; Glomerellales; Glomerellaceae. Gene Ontology annotation, molecular function: zinc ion binding; DNA-binding transcription factor activity, RNA polymerase II-specific.
AUGAAGCGCCGUGCAGAAGACCCCAGUGACCAGGCCUCGACUAAACGCCCUCGUCAGCCACAGGUCGCGUGCGACUCGUGCCGCAGGAAGAAGCUCAAGUGCGACCGCGCAGACCCGUGCUCAAGCUGCGCGAUGCGCGGCCUGGUAUGCAUGGGACAGCCGAGCCCCCGCGGGCCGGUGUUAUCACAAACGAGUUUCGUUCCACCACUCCUAAGUGACGCCGGCGACCCGGACUCCAUUCUCGGCCGGCUCCGGAAGUUAGAGCAAGCCGUGUUCGGCGGGUCGACCACCACCGGAUCAUCAUCCGCGGAUCAUCAACCUCCGAUCGACCCGGAUCCCGAGACACGUAGAGACGACAGACGAUCAUCACAAACUCGUCGCCGAAAGUCCGGCUCCCCCCCAUCUCACCGGCCUUCCCCCGACAACGACGAAUGGCAGCAAACGGCCCGGUUCCUUGACUCAACUUACACCCGCAACGGCCUCAACAUCUCCCUACCCAACGACAAAAUAGAUUACCACAUCACCACCCUGUCCCAACUCCCAAGGACCCCCACCACACGCACGACGCCAGGCCAUACUCCCCUCUCCGAAACCGGGACCCGCUUCUCCGCCUGGCUCAUGACACGCGACGAGGCCCUCGCCCUCCUUCGUGCCUUCGUCGAGAACCCCUUCCACCUCCUCCCCAUCAUCCGCCUCCCCGCGGCACACGCCGUCGUCGACGCCUUCUACGCCGCCCUCGCCCGCAACAGGGACCCGAACCCGGCCCACGCCGCCCUGAUCCUCGGCAUCGCCGCCUCGAGCGCCUUCUUCGACCUCGACGGCGGCUCCGGCGCACCUCCCUUUGCCUCGGCCGAGGACGCCACCCGCACCGCCCUCGUCUGGCUCCGCUCUGCGCUCCAGCUCCUCGACAACUUCAGCCGCGGCGCGAGCGGCGCCGGCUGCCUCGAGGAGGUCCAGGCCCGCUGCGUGUUGGCCAACCUGGUCUACAACAUGGAGGGCUGCUCCGCGCGCUUCCGCUUCCUGCACGGGUGCUCUCUGGCCGCGGCGCGGGAGAUUGGUUUGCACGUCGUCGACGGCGCGUCGUCAAAGCAGAAUCCGACGGCCGACGACGCCGCGACCAGGGAGAUCAAGAGGAGGGUGUGGUGGCACAUCGCGGCCACCGACUGGAUGCUCGGCUUGAUGGGCGGACCAACAGACGGCACGUACAACGUCCAACCGCGCCAUACAAACGUCAACCUCCCGCGCAACGUCAACGACGACGAAACAAGCCUCGCCGAUGAAGCCCUCACGCUUUCCCUCUCCAUUCCAACCUCGCUAACCUGCUUCCUCAAACGACUUCAGCUCGCCGGCAUCGCCCGCGCCAUCAUCGACGCCCGCGGCCCCGGCGCGCCGGACGCUGACAUCACCGACUACGACAAGAUCCUCGGCCUAGACCGCCUCUUCCGUGACGCCCUGGCCGACUUCCCGCCCUUCCUCCGCCCGGACGGGCCCAUUCCGCCCACCGCGCCGCGACAAUUCGCCCUGCAGAGGGACGUCAUCCUCCUCGCCUUCCACUCCCGGCGCGCCCGACUUCAUCGCCCCUCCCUCCUGCAUGACAGUCAGGACGCACAAUACCGGCUGUCGCGCGACAUCUGUCUGCAGUCGGCGCGGACGGCGCUCUCCGUCGCCACGAGCAUCCUCCGCGCCGCCUCGCGGGGCGGGGAACCCGGCGCCGCGGGAAGCGAGAGGGCGAUGGGCUGCCGCAUGGGCUGCGUCAUCGGGCACAUGUUCAUGGCGUGUACGAUCCUGGCUCUAAACUCCGGGUCGGAUGCCGGUCGUGCAGGUCCGAGAGACGAUGGGAGCGAUGCGACGACGGAGACGCACGCCGAGGUUGCGCGGGCUUGCCGCGACCUCGCCUCGGUCGGGAAGGAGUCGGCGGUGGCGCGGACGCUCGUCCGCAACCUUGCGGGCGUGCUGCGCCGGUAUCGCGUCCAAGGGGUGGAGGACGUUGAUUCAGAGACGUGCCGUACGAACUCACCUGGCGGGGGAGGAGAUAGACCGAGCGAGAUCGGUGAAGAGAACAUGGCAUGUGGCAGGGGGACGGGCGGUGACAUCAGCGGAUAUGAUAUUGGAUACUCCGACACGCUGGGCGACGGCGAUGAUCUCGGCCUCGACGGGCUCUGGAAGGACAUUUUGGUCGACACGACCACGUCCGGAUGGGACCAACUGUUUGCCGGCCUCGACACGUAUUGCGGCCCGACCUGA